Molecule: messenger RNA, 284 nt
Organism: Telopea speciosissima
Lineage: Eukaryota; Viridiplantae; Streptophyta; Magnoliopsida; Proteales; Proteaceae
Exons: 1
Coding region: 18-284 (88 amino acids)
Source: RefSeq, a predicted model, not a curated record
GUGGCGAAGAACAGAAAAUGAGUUCGACAAGCAGAGCUUGGAUCGUGGCUGCAAGUGUUGGGGCUGUAGAAGCAAUGAAGGAUCAAGGGUUUUGUAGAUGGAAUUACACCUUCAGAUCCCUCCAUCAACAUCCCGGGAACAAUUGCGGAUCUCUUUCCCAGGCCAACAGAUUUCUCUCUUCUUCCUCUUCUAUAAUAACGAUGUCUAAGAAGAUGGUUCCGAGCGAUGAAAAAAUGAAGCAAUCGGAAGAAUCUCUCAGAAAAGUUAUGUACUUGAGUUGUUAG